This is a messenger RNA of Penicillium maclennaniae, 840 nucleotides long. Its product is annotated as FYVE zinc finger domain-containing protein. The record is from RefSeq and is a predicted model, not a curated record. Gene Ontology annotation, molecular function: metal ion binding. NCBI's taxonomy places the organism in Eukaryota, Fungi, Ascomycota, Eurotiomycetes, Eurotiales, Aspergillaceae. The transcript has 2 exons. The coding region runs from base 1 to 840 and encodes 279 amino acids.
AUGGCUACUCACGUCGUCACUGCUGUCACUGCGACCUCCCCGAGUGUUCCGAGCCAGAUCUCCGUCCAUGGUCAACCCUCUCCGACCAACUCGGCCACCACUACUCCCUCAAACAAUUCCCCGACCUCCCCGCGUCUCACCACCGCCGCGCUUCACCAACUGCCCCUACAGUCGCGUCAGUUGCGCCCGCCCAAGGGUCCAUUGUAUGUUCCCGCCGCGCUACGUCCCACUGAGCGCCCUCAGAAGUCCUCGCCUAUCACCCCGCCCCGGAGUGUUCAUGGCUCGCUGGAUAGCCUGGAAGAGUCGGCCGAGCCCAUCAGUCGCCGCUCCACCAUGGAGAGCAAGUCCAGCGGCAUCAGCAAAGUGGCCGAGCACGAGUGGAUGAAAAACGAGGCCUUGGGCGAGGUGACCGGCCUGCCCACUCGGGACCACUGGAAAGCGGACUCGGCCUCCCCCAAUUGUGAUUCUCCUACAUGUCGCUCUUCCUUUGGUCUUUUCCUGCGCCGUCACCACUGCCGUCACUGUGGCCAUGUCUUCUGCUCCUCCCACACUCCUCACGUCGUGCCACUUGACCAGGAUGCGCGCUUCCACCCAGAGGGUGUUCCCUCCCGCGCCUGCGAUCUCUGCUGGAUUGCCCACCAGCGCUGGGAGGAGACCCGGACUGAUCGUUUGAGCAAGAUUCAGAACUCCAUCGACCAGGCUCAGAAUGGCGAGGACUCGGAGGCUUCCAACCUCGACUCCAGUCAGGAGACCGGCCGCGCCACUCUCAAGGCCGAUUUACCCCAGACCACCGAGGUGGCUGCUAGUGUGCCUCGCGAUUGGAACUGGAGCACCUUUUGA